This is a messenger RNA of Lithohypha guttulata, 624 nucleotides long. RefSeq lists its product as uncharacterized. Lineage: Eukaryota; Fungi; Ascomycota; Eurotiomycetes; Chaetothyriales; Trichomeriaceae. The coding region runs from base 1 to 624 and encodes 207 amino acids. Gene Ontology annotation, cellular component: intracellular anatomical structure. Gene Ontology annotation, molecular function: oxidoreductase activity, acting on NAD(P)H, oxygen as acceptor. The transcript has 2 exons. The record is from RefSeq and is a predicted model, not a curated record.
AUGGACGGCUUGAUUGCGGCAGCAGGCAUUCAGAAUGUUGUCCCAGCAUUAGAUUACCCACCAGAGAAGAUACCUGAGGUAGGCGCAAAAUUCCUGAGCUUGCGUUUCGACGUUGGACCCUCGCGACGUACGCUGUAUGCUGAUAUUGCCCAGAUGUUAGCGGUCAAUUAUACAGGCGUAUACCUGUCAGCAGUAGCAUGCGCCAAAGAAAUGCUGAAAUACAAAACCCCGGGCUCGAUGUGCUUGGUGGGAAGCAUGAGCGGUCUGAACGCCAACAAGGGCUUCACAAGCUCGGUAUACAAUUCCAGCAAGGCCGCCGUAAUUCAAUUGGGCCGCAGCUUGGCCAUGGAGUGGGGUAAUAUGAAGGAGUUUGAAGACUGCGAGCCAAGGAAACGUGGUAUCAGAGUUAACGUCUUGUGUCCUGGUAACAUCAUGACUCCGAUGGUUGCUAAGAAUUUCGCGGACGACCCGCAGUUACGGGCAACCUGGGAAAAUGCAAACAUGAUGAACAGGAUCUCAGAGCCUGACGAAUAUCAAGGUGCUGUGUUGUUCAUGUUGAGUGAUGCAAGCUCUUUCAUGACUGGUAGUCAUAUGGUAAUCGACGGCGGAUAUACAGCGUGGUAA